AUGCCUGGUGCAGCAGCAUCAUCGCUGGUUGUGCCUGUAGCAACUCCUCCCAACCCCCUCAGUUCCUCCCACCCCACUCACCUCCUCCCACCCCACUCACCUCCUCCCACCCCACUCACCUCCUCCCACCCAACUCACCUCCUCCCACCCCACUCACCUCCUCCCACCCCACUCACCUCCUCCCACCCCACUCACCUCCUCCCACCCCACUCACCUCCUCCCACCCCACUCACCUCCUUCCACCCCACUCACCUCCUCCCACCCCACUCACCUCCUCCCACCCCACUCACCUCCUCCCACCCAACUUACCUCCUCCCACCCCACUCACCUCCUCUCACCCCAAUCACCUCCUCCCACCGCACUCACCUCCUCCCACCCCACUCACCUCCUCCCACCCCACUCACCUCCUCCCACCCCACUCACCUCCUCCCACCCCACUCGCCUCCUCCCACCCCACUCGCCUCCUCCCACUCCACUCACCUCCUCCCACCCCACUCACCUCCUCCCACCACCCCACUCACCUCCUCCCACCCCACUCAACUCCUCCCACCCCACUCACCUCCUCCCACCCCACUCACCUCCUCCCAUCCCACUCACCUCCUCCCAUCCAACUCACCUCCUCCCAUCCCAUUCACCUCCUCCCACCACCCCACUCACCUCCUCCCACCCCACUCACCUCCUCCCACCCCACUCACCUCCUCCCACCCCACUCACCUCCUCCCACCCCACUCACCUCCUCCCACCCCACUCACCUCCUCCCACCCCACUCACCUGUCCAGUGCCGCACUUGUCCUCCCUGCCCUCUCUGCCUGUCAUCCAACUCCGAACAGCAGCGCCGUAGCCAUCGCACCCUCAGGCACCACCUCUCCCUCCCUUUCAUGUCACCCGCACCAGUACCGCCUGCUGUCAACCAGUUUUUCCCACAUUGCCCAACUCGCUUUCUCUCGCUGCCGCUUCUCAUGCCUCAAUGCAUUUUGCAUACCUCAUCCUUGA
Molecule: messenger RNA, 993 nt
Organism: Closterium sp. Naga37s-1
Lineage: Eukaryota; Viridiplantae; Streptophyta; Zygnematophyceae; Desmidiales; Closteriaceae
Source: the annotation of a GenBank genome assembly